CUUCCCUCUUCUUAUAACCUUCAUCUUCCCAUGUCAACACUCACUGGCUUUCACAGACCAGCAAGUCUGUUGCUUGGAAACGUAUAGAAACUCCUCCAUCUUUCACUCAUUCAGUCAUUCCCAUGGGGAACACCACAUCAUGCACACCUUUUGCUGUUCCAACAGGAUCCAUCAAGGUCAUUGAUGACAAUGGUGGAGUUCAAGAGUACAUGCACACAGUGAGAGCAGCCGAGCUCAUGGUAGAGAACCCGGGUCAAUUUGUCUGCGACUCGAACUACCUCAACGUUGGAUGCCGAAUCCCCGGUCUUGUGGCCGACGAGGAGCUCGAGCCGCACCGCCUCUAUUUCCUUCUUCCCAUGGACAUGCUCUACUCUGUGCUCACCGAGGAGGAGAAGGUCUCACUCUCAUGUAAGGCAUCCAAAGCAACGAAGAAGGGUGGAGGGCCUAAGAACAUUGGAAGAAGAAUCCUUCCUGUUCUCAGUGACUUCUGCUUGUUCCCUACAGAAGACAAGCAGGUGGCAGAGCGAACGAGGAGGGUCAACAAAGUGGGUAGGAGGAUGUCAAGGGAGCGGUCUUGGACGCCGGCAUUGGACACCAUUGAGGAGGUUCCAUGAACGAAGUCAUGUGGAAGUGUUGGUAUCGCACUGAAUGGAGUUUUUUAAUCCUAUUUUCAAAGAAUCUCUACGAGAAAUUUUAUUACCAAUGAGGAUUUUUAUUUGUGUAUGCAAUCUCGAAACAUAACUAACAUUUUCCUGGCUUUCUUUGACCAAGUUUGUAAAGAAGUGCUUCGUUGUUGUAAAAUUAUCUUCCUUAUCAU
Messenger RNA from Elaeis guineensis (African oil palm), 817 nucleotides. RefSeq lists its product as uncharacterized. NCBI's taxonomy places the organism in Eukaryota, Viridiplantae, Streptophyta, Magnoliopsida, Arecales, Arecaceae. The record is from RefSeq and is a predicted model, not a curated record.